Molecule: messenger RNA, 1141 nt
Organism: Osmerus eperlanus (European smelt)
Lineage: Eukaryota; Metazoa; Chordata; Actinopteri; Osmeriformes; Osmeridae
Exons: 2
Coding region: 164-784 (206 amino acids)
Source: RefSeq, a predicted model, not a curated record
UAUUCAGAAUAGCUGAAUAUUCACUUGUUUAAUAACACUGUGUAUAUCUAGGUAUGUGAAAUAUUUCUCAUAUAUCUCUUAAUGACAUUCUGCACAUUCUGAUAUUGUGUAUUACAGGUUUAGCCCUGCAGAACUUUCUUUCUUGACAGAAUAUGCAUCAACCAUGAACCCAAUCUCAAAGGCACUAAACAUAUUGCAGGGAGAGGUGGAUGUUCACAUGGGAUGGCUGGUGCCCACUAUAACCCUCCUAACUGUGAAGCUUGACCGCCUCAGAACAUCAUCCAAGUUCUGCCAGCCACUGAUUACUGCCCUUCAAGAAGGAAUACAGCGACGGUUUGGAGACAUGCUUGCUGACCCUGAGCUCAUUGCUGCAGCAAUUUUACUUCCGAAGUUUCGGACAUCGUGGACAAGCAAUGAGGACUUGCUGAAGCUGGGCAUGGACUACAUCAAGAGAAACAUGGAGGAGGAUCCGGUCCCAUCACCAGUUAGCAAUUCCGGGUCAGAGGAGGACGACUUCUUUGGCCUUAUGAAGGGAAACGUCCAGGAAACCACGAAACAACUGGAUGCCUACCUGGCAAACUCGGCUACCUCCAUGGACACCCUAAAGGCAGUGCCCACAGUUGCCAAUUUGUCCCUUAAACUGAACACGCCGUUGCCUGCCUCUGCGGCAUGUGAACGGCUCUUUAGUACAGCAGGGCAUAUUUUUUCUACAAAAAGAGGCAGAAUAGGGUCAAACAUUUUUGAAAAUCAACUAUUGUUGAAAUUGAACAAAAGGUUCUGUUAAUGCAAAGUUGAUGAAAGGGCUUUGAAUGGCACUUAUACUGCCAUGUUCUUAUUAUGGCCAUUUUUUUUGCACUAACCUUUGGCUGCCUGACCAAUGGUAAAAUUUUCAUUUCAGGUCCUUAAUUUAAAUUUCUCGUUCUAAGAUCUGCCUUGUUCUGACCAGUUUUACACUUGUUUUUCAUGUUCCAUGUUUCCGUUUUUUACACUUUUAUAAUUAAAUAAAAUAUUUAAAGAUAUAACAUGUUGUCUUCAUUGGUUUGGCUUAAUGGUAUUAACUUUGCAGAUAAUCCCUGGUAGAUAACUUGUCAUCCGCAGAAUUGUAAGAGUGUGAGAAGUAUUACAGAGGGUAAGCACAAUA